Messenger RNA from Dromiciops gliroides (monito del monte), 1485 nucleotides. It is a transcript of the gene CIRBP, whose product is annotated as cold inducible RNA binding protein. The record is from RefSeq and is a predicted model, not a curated record. The transcript has 7 exons. NCBI's taxonomy places the organism in Eukaryota, Metazoa, Chordata, Mammalia, Microbiotheria, Microbiotheriidae. Gene Ontology annotation, biological process: positive regulation of mRNA splicing, via spliceosome. Gene Ontology annotation, molecular function: RNA binding. The coding region runs from base 154 to 672 and encodes 172 amino acids. Gene Ontology annotation, cellular component: spliceosomal complex.
GGGGGUGGGGCUACAGGGCGUGGCUUCGCGGCUGAGUAUAUAAGGCUGAGCUCUUGGGCGCGCCGCUCAUUUUCCCGUUAGGAGGCUCAGGUCGCUCUGGUCUGUCCGCUGACACCGCUUAUCCUUCCCGCCCCAUCCAACACACUGGUCAAGAUGGCAUCAGAUGAAGGAAAACUCUUUGUUGGUGGACUGAGUUUUGACACCAAUGAACAGUCAUUGGAACAGGUCUUCUCAAAGUAUGGACAGAUUGCUGAAGUUGUUGUUGUGAAAGACAGGGAGACUCAGCGAUCCAGAGGUUUUGGCUUUGUCACAUUUGAGAACAUAGAUGAUGCUAAAGAUGCAAUGAUGGCCAUGAAUGGAAAGUCUGUUGAUGGGCGGCAGAUUAGAGUUGACCAGGCAGGCAAAUCAUCAGAAAACCGGUCCCGUGGGUAUCGAGGAGGUUCAUCCAGUGGCAGAGGCUUCUUCCGUGGAGGCCGGGGUCGAGGCCGUGGUUUUUCUAGAGGAGGUGGAGACCGUGGUUAUGGAGGGAGCAGAUUUGAAUCUAGAAGUGGGGGAUAUGGAGGUUCCAGAGACUAUUACAGCAGCAGCAGGAGUCAAGGAGGCUAUGGUGACCGGUCUUCAGGAGGGUCUUACAGAGACAGCUAUGACAGUUAUGCUACACACAACGAGUAAAAAUCCUUCCUGAAUCAAGAUCGUCCUUCCAAUGGCUGUAUUUAUAAAGAUUUUUGGAGCUUCGCUGAAUCGUUAUUGUGUAGUACCCAUCUACUUGUAUUCACUUUUGUAGUAUUAUCAGUUCUGAUCUUGUCAAACACAGCCUGACAGCUUCGGACAUGAGAUGGCCUAAUUAGACUUUUCUUUUAAGAAAGCUCUUGUCUGUUCUCAAGUGUUUUUUUAAAAAGCAUUUUUGAAAGCACUUCGGAUUUUAUUUUUUCUUUUCGUCAUGAGCCAAGGUGUGGUGGUUUUCUUUUUUGUUGUUUUUUUUCUUUUGGUUUUGUUUUAAUUUUUUAAUUUUUUUUUCUUUUUACAACAAAACUUGUGAAAUUGGGGGCCCUGGUUCGGUUUUCUUUGAGCUAGAAAAGGACCUUAAAUUCAAUGUUCACGGGAAGCUGAACAAGCUGUGGAGGUUUGGCUUUUUUUUUUAAGUGCGUUACCUUCAACUUUUUGUAACCUUCCUUUAGUGUAGCAAGGUAGGAAUGCAGCCGUGAGGGUUUGUGGAGAGGCAGACCACCUUGGUAUAUCUAAAGAGAAACUGCUUGUAUGUUCAUUCUGCAUAAAGGUAUUUUUACUGUAUACUGUAAAUUACCCAGAAAUAGACUUGCAAACUUUCCAUAAAAGAGGUUCUUGAAAAUGUUUAUUUAUAUUGUCCUUUUUUUACUGGAAGAAGUAUGCAUAUUCCAUUGAUAUUGUAUUUGAAGUGGUUAAGGAAUUCUUGUAUACAGUUUUCUUUGGCUUUACGAAGCCUAUUAAAAGACCGUCUGAAAUGAA